This is a messenger RNA of Oldenlandia corymbosa var. corymbosa, 1353 nucleotides long. The record is from the annotation of a GenBank genome assembly. Lineage: Eukaryota; Viridiplantae; Streptophyta; Magnoliopsida; Gentianales; Rubiaceae.
AUGAAAAAGAUUAAAGAGUGCCGCGGAGAUGGGAUUCCGGUGGAUAUGAUCAGCGAUUUGCCGGAUUCAAUACUUUGCCAUAUCCUUUCCUUUCUUCCAACACAUCUGCUUGUGCCAACCAGCCUCUUAUCUAGGAGGUGGAGGUUCCUGUGGACUAAGGUGAAAACCCUUGAUUUUUUUAUUAGUUUUCCCAGUUCACGUUUUCUCAAGAGACAUAACAUGAAUUAUGUUGAUUUCGUUAACAAAGUUGUACUUCAACUGGAUCCUGCGGGACGCUUAGACAAGUUUGCUUUCGGUUGGGGGAUUCUAUUCGAGGAAUCCCGAGUAGAUUACGUUAAUAAGUGGAUAUGUUAUGCAAUUGGUCGAAGUGUUCGAAUUCUUAAUGUUACACUCAUGGAUUCUUCAAAUUCAAGUACUGAUGAUCCGAUUCGCCCAUCUUGUGCCCCUUUCACCAGUUGGAUACUAGAAUUUCUCAUGUUACAAGGGUACUAUAUCAUGCUCAAGGUCCCUUAUUUGGUUCAUCUUCCGAAAUUAUUAGAGUUGCGUCUGUUUUAUGUGGCAUAUGAAUCAGAUCACUCUGUUUCUCAAGUUUUAUCCGGUUGCCCACUACUCCAUACUCUCCAAAUCCACCACGAUGUUUGCAAGGAUAAUGUGCUCAUUGAUAGAAUUUCUUGUCCUUCACCGAAGCAUCUCACCAUAGCUACAGAAGGGCUUCGCCGCGGGAUUGAUAUAACAUUGGAAAUUGAUAGGACAUUGGAAAUAGAUGCACCCGGGCUUGAAUCUCUCGAGCUGUAUGAUUGCCGAUGGUGGAAGGACUACUCUGUAAAGAUGCCAACAUCUUUGAGGAUAGCGAAGCUCUCUUUGGAUGUGGAGCUUGAUGAACUAGUUGAAACUGUGAAGCAUGUGAAGUGUUUGGAAUUGGGAGGAGUUUUUAUGGAAGCUCUGCGCGGUGGCGACAAUAACCCCGUCGUCAAGUUUGAAAGAUUAACCGAGUUAGAGUUGACAUUUAGAUGUCGUUAUGGUCAGUGGAACUCAGUGAUCAAUGUGAUGCUUGAGUGCUCAAUCAAAUUGAAAGUCCUAAAAAUUACAAUGGCAUUUGCUGGAAAUAAUUAUACGGAUCCCGAGUAUUGUUGGAAGGACCCUAAGAACGUUCCUAAAUGCUUAUCAUCCAGUAUUGAAGAGAUAUCAUUUAUUGGUUUCAAAGGACUGGAAGAUGAUGAUAUGGAAAUGAUAAGCUAUAUUCUCGAGCACGGUGAAGUGAUGAGAAGACUUAAACUCAAGUCCUUUGGUAAAUGCGCCGAGAAUAAGUUUCAAAUGAUAAAGAAGAUUUCAAUGUUUCCUAGAUCUUCCUGA